UCUAAUUGGACUUUUUCAAUAUUCGAUUGCUGUUCCACACCAUUGUUAUCAUUUGCAACAUGUUGCUUAUGCCCGUGUCAAGUAGGUAGACAAAGAGCUACCCUUACAGAGUCAUUUGGAUGUGGUCAGUGUUUAUUUUUAACUUUUUGCUUACCUUUUGCAGCAUUUUUAAAUAGAUAUGAAAUUAGAUCAAGGUAUCAUAUUAGAGGUAAUGCAAUUAGUGACGGUGUUUGUUGUUGUUUAUGUGGAUGUUGUGCUACAGUUCAACAAGCAAGGGAGUUAAAUUAUAAGGGUGAUAAACCAGGUGCCUUAUUUAUGUCAAGCGAUGAAGAAAAUACAUACUCAUCACCAAAUCCAACAUACCAAUCACACAACAACGAU
This is a messenger RNA of Dictyostelium purpureum, 381 nucleotides long. RefSeq lists its product as uncharacterized. The record is from RefSeq and is a predicted model, not a curated record. The annotation marks the transcript as partial. Lineage: Eukaryota; Evosea; Eumycetozoa; Dictyosteliales; Dictyosteliaceae. The transcript has 3 exons.